AUGUCCAGCGAUCCUAAAGAGGUCGCGAUUAAUUUCUUCUCUGCGUACCUUGCUUUCCCCGUGAUGAUCAUCUUUUACAUCAUUGGUUUCGCCUGGAAACGCACAUGGCCCCUACGAGCUUCCGAGAUCAACCUUGACCAGGGUCGCAAGUCGUGGCUUACGGUCGAGGAGAUGAGAGCUUAUCACGCGGAACGCGCAGCCGCACCUAUGCACAUCCGGGUCUACCGCAUGCUCUUCACGCACUGA
Laccaria bicolor S238N-H82 is the source of this 246-nucleotide messenger RNA. RefSeq lists its product as uncharacterized. The record is from RefSeq and is a predicted model, not a curated record. Lineage: Eukaryota; Fungi; Basidiomycota; Agaricomycetes; Agaricales; Hydnangiaceae. Bases 1 to 246 code for a protein of 81 amino acids. The transcript is spliced from 3 exons.